This is a messenger RNA of Drosophila subobscura, 1027 nucleotides long. Its product is annotated as signal transducer and activator of transcription 2. Bases 16 to 810 code for a protein of 264 amino acids. NCBI's taxonomy places the organism in Eukaryota, Metazoa, Arthropoda, Insecta, Diptera, Drosophilidae. The record is from RefSeq and is a predicted model, not a curated record. The transcript has a single exon.
ACCUGCUUGUUAAAAAUGAGUCGCAGUGGCAUCUGCCAUAUCUAUACUAAGUAUUUGUCUGGAGCGUCUUAUAAAUACCAAAUAUCAAGCAGGCAAACAAAACAGUUCAAUUGUUCGACUUCGACUGGAUCAACAUGGUGUGUAUUUAUUUUCUGGAGCUACCGCUGGCAGUUAUUUAAAUUUCUCUUCAUCUCCCAUCAGCGCGUUAUAUUUGUGGCUUUAAGUGUGGCCUCGAGCCUGCUGCUUCUGGGCCUCGCUGAUGCAACAGCGCUGUCGAGGACGUAUCUGCCGCCCCAAGUGCAAGUGCAACAAAUUGUCUCUCGUCCGCAGGUGCAGUUGGUGCAGCAGCCGCUGAUUCACUCUGUUGUGCAGCAGCAGCCUUUGGUUCACUCGGUGGUGCAGCAGCGUCCUGUGAUUCAGACUGUGCUUCAGCAACGUCCCAUAAUUCAGUCUGUGGUGCAGCAGCGUCCCAUAAUCCAGUCCGUGGUGGUGCCUCAACGCACUUAUCUUCCUCCUGCACCGCGCGUGGUUUCAGUUUACAGGCCUGCUCCUCAGGUCAUCUCCGUACCGAGGGUCCAACAUCAGAUCAUCUCACGUCCCCAGGUGUUGGUGCAGCAGCGUCCAGUUCUGCUGCCACAGCGCACGUAUCUGCCACCCGCUCCUAGAGUGGUGUCCAUUGCACGUCCCCAGGUGGUGUCCAUUGCACGUCCGCAGCUAAUCUCCGUGGCUGCACCCAGACGCACCUAUCUGCCACCCCAGGGCGCUGCAUCCACCCUCGACGAGCAAUACGAGGAGCCCGAAGAAGUCUAGUGGAAAAAAUUCCAUCCCGGCAAGACAAUGACGCGACGACUGGUUUGUGGGUUAACCCACACCGCAAACUAUAUUCUAAUGCUAAUUCCCGAACAAAAACCAAGCAGAGAAAUGCAAAAAUACAUUUGAUAUUCGCUGACGCGAUCCAGAAUGGAUUUGCAUAUUCCAGAAUUAAUCAUUAUACAAUAAAGAAAGCGCAGAAAACAUCAGCGAAUAU